AUGAGCCAGCAGGAUGCGGUCGCCGCACUUUCAGAACGCCUGCUCAUAGCUGCGUACAAAGGCCAGACGGAGAAUGUGGUUCAGCUCAUCAACAAGGGUGCCAAGGUAGCAGUUACCAAGCAUGGCCGGACGCCCCUGCAUCUUGCUGCCAAUAAGGGCCAUCUUUCUGUGGUCCAGAUCUUGCUGAAGGCUGGCUGUGACCUCGAUGUCCAGGAUGAUGGGGACCAGACCGCCUUGCACCGGGCCACGGUGGUGGGGAACACCGAGGUCAUUGCGGCGCUCAUCCAGGAGGGCUGUGCUCUGGACCGACAGGACAAGGACGGGAACACGGCCCUACAUGAAGCAUCCUGGCACGGUUUCAGCCAGUCGGCCAAGCUGCUCGUUAAAGCUGGAGCCAACGUGCUUGCCAAGAACAAGGCGGGGAACACGGCUCUGCACCUGGCCUGCCAGAACAGCCAUGCCCAGAGCACCCGCGUCCUUCUGCUGGGUGGCUCCCGCGCCGACCUCAAAAAUAACGCAGGCGACACCUGUUUGCACGUUGCCGCACGCUAUAAUCACUUGUCCAUCAUUAAGCUCCUCCUCAGUGCUUUCUGUUCUGUCCAUGAAAAGAACCAGGCUGGAGACACGGCACUUCAUAUUGCCGCUGCCCUAAAUCACAAGAAGGUGGUUAAAAUCUUGCUGGAAGCUGGAGCAGAUGGGACCAUCGUCAACAAUGCAGGCCGGACUCCGCUGGAGACUGCCCGCUACCACAAUAAUCCGGAAGUUGCUCUCCUCCUCACUAAAGCGCCCCAGGUCUUGCGCUUCAGUCGUGGGCGAAGCCUGAGGAAAAAGAGAGAGAGGCUCAAGGAAGAGAGGAGAGCUCAGUCUGUGCCGAGAGAUGAGGUGGCACAAAGCAAGGGAAGUGUCUCGGCAGGAGACACCCAUAGCAGUGAACAGGCUGCACCCAGGAAAGAAGAGACCAGAGAAGAUGUCCUGUCUGCCUCCCCGGAGCCCAGAGCAAAGGACAGCAGACAGAGAAAGUCAAGACCCAAGGUGUCAGCGUUUUCUGACCCCACCCCUCCAGCAGACCAGCAGCCCGGACAGCAGAAGAACGUGCACGCUCACAAUCACCCGAAAAAGAGGCCCCGGCAUCGCUGCUCGCCCCCGCCCCCUCCGCAUGAGUUCAGAGCAUACCAGCUCUACACGCUGUACCGGGGCAAGGACGGCAAAGUGAUGCAGGCGCCAAUAAAUGGCUGUCGGUGUGAACCCCUGAUCAGUAAGCUGGAGAAUCAGCUGGAAGCAACUGUGGAGGAGAUCAAAGCAGAGCUCGUGUCAGUUCAGGAUAAGAUGAACGUGAAGCUGGGGCACAUGGAGAAUAAGACCCAGCACCAAAUGCGGGUUCUGGACAAGCUGAUGGUGGAGCGGCUCUCAGCAGAGAGGACGGAGUGCCUGAACCGCCUGCAGCAGCACUCAGACUCGGAGAAGCACGAGGGAGAGAAGCGGCAGAUGUCCUUGGUGGAUGAAUUAAAAACCUGGUGCAUGUUAAAGAUUCAGAAUCUGGAGCUGAAGCUUUCUGGAGAGUCUAGGGCCUCCAGGACUAAAUCCACACCGUCCACUUGCGAGUCCUCCACAGGUGUGGAUCAGUCAGUGGUGACUGCAGGCCCAGUAGCAGCCUCGGACAGUUCCCCCCAGGUGGUCAGGCCCAAGGAAAAGGCCCUCAGCUCCACCGCCACCCACAGACUCCAGCAGCAGGAGCUGUCUUCCUCGGACUGUAUGGGCUCCCGACUGAGGAACGUCAAGGUCCAGACAGCUUCGCUCCCCUUGAAAGAGGCAGCCAGAUGCGAUCCACAGGCUGGGCCUUGUGUUGACAGAGGCACCCAGACCAAAAAGUCUGGGAAAAGUGGGCAGACGAGGCACCGAGGCCAGCAGCCAGCAGUCAGCACUGCCGGCGGGCAGCCACCGCCUCCAGCAGCAGGCGGCGAGCAGACUGCCCCUCACGUUCGAGACACCUCCCAAGCACUGGAGCUCACCCAGUAUUUCUUUGAGGCUGUUUCCACCCAGAUGGAAAAGUGGUAUGAAAGAAAAAUUGAAGAAGCACGAAGCCAAGCCAGUCAGAAAGCCCAGCAAGACAAGGCCACACUGGAGGAACACAUUAAAAGUUUAGAGGAGGAACUUGCUAAACUAAGGACUAAGGUACAGAAGGAAAACUAG
Messenger RNA from Budorcas taxicolor (takin), 2190 nucleotides. RefSeq names its product ankyrin repeat domain 6 (gene ANKRD6). Lineage: Eukaryota; Metazoa; Chordata; Mammalia; Artiodactyla; Bovidae. Gene Ontology annotation, molecular function: protein binding. Bases 1 to 2190 code for a protein of 729 amino acids. The transcript has 15 exons. The record is from RefSeq and is a predicted model, not a curated record.